AUGGCCAAUCGACCUAACGCUCCCCCUGCUCACCAAAUUGGUCUAGACGGUCGUGAAACCGAUCUCCUCCACUGGAUCUACCAGCGAUCAGACAUUAAACAACUCCACGGAAACCCGACAGCUAUCCUCAAAGCGAUCGACGAGUACAACACCAGCCAAAACUUGCUGAUCAAUGUUGGCGCAGCCAAAGGCGCAGUCAUCACUGACCUGGUUACGUCGCGCAAGCCGUCGUUGAUGAUCGAGCUUGGCGCUUACGUGGGUUACUCAGGCAUUCUAUUCGGCAACGCGCUGAAGUCCCACGGCGGGAAAUUGAUCAGCAUUGAGAUGAACCCCGAGUUGGCUGCUGUGUCGAACCAGCUUCUGGAACUUGCAGGUCUACGUGAUACUGUACGUGUCAUCGUUGGAUCGAGCGCUAAUGUUUUGGUUGACCUUGUUCGCGAGAAGAAGGAGUUCUCUGAGGUUGACUUUGUGUUUGUGGAUCACUGGCAGGACGCCUACUUGCCUGAUAUGUGGCUGCUGGAGGAGUUGAGCGUCCUUGUUCCAGGCAAAUCGGUCGUCGUUGCGGAUAACGUUAUCUUCCCUGGCGCACCGGCUUAUCUGGAGUGGGUUCAAGCAAAUUCGGAGAAGAGGAAAGAGUUGCUGAAGAAAGCGGAUGUCGGAUCUCUUGUCCCGAACCCAGAUCUUACCUUUGAGACUAUUGUUCAUGAGUUUCAGUUGAACAUGGGAGAGGCUCAUUCUUUCAAGGAUGGAGUUUCUGUCACAAAGAUUCUUUGA
This is a messenger RNA of Penicillium taxi, 774 nucleotides long. RefSeq names its product O-methyltransferase. Lineage: Eukaryota; Fungi; Ascomycota; Eurotiomycetes; Eurotiales; Aspergillaceae. The coding region runs from base 1 to 774 and encodes 257 amino acids. Gene Ontology annotation, molecular function: O-methyltransferase activity. The record is from RefSeq and is a predicted model, not a curated record. The transcript has 3 exons.